Messenger RNA from Penicillium oxalicum, 336 nucleotides. RefSeq lists its product as uncharacterized. The record is from RefSeq and is a predicted model, not a curated record. NCBI's taxonomy places the organism in Eukaryota, Fungi, Ascomycota, Eurotiomycetes, Eurotiales, Aspergillaceae. The transcript has a single exon. The coding region runs from base 1 to 336 and encodes 111 amino acids.
AUGAUGGCGUCAAGAAAAGAAAACAAGAGAUAUCCAAGGAUUUCUGCGCGAGAUAGAGCAGAUUCCGUCGUUGUUGUUGUUUGUCUUCAUGCUUUCGAGUCUCUCUUCGAGUCUCCGUUCUCGUUCUCCUUCUGUUCGGAAGAUGAGAGCAUCCCCCCUUUUUUUUGCGAUCCUCCCCAAAUCCUCUUACUCCUUUCUCGUUUUGUCAUGAUCUUUGGGUCCCGUUUCUCUCCUCGGUCGUCUUCCAUAUCGAUUUUGUUGGUCUGCGCCGCCCACGAGAAGGCUUCUGGGGACACCCAGGUGACAGAGUUCUUUGCGAACCCGGCGUCAAGAUGA